GUCAACCCCUUAAGAUCGCAACUUCCCAUUCCAGCAGUAACCACCCACGCUCUUUUGUCAACAAACAACUCUGCUCCUGCUUCUUCUUCUUGUUGAUUCUUCUUCAACAUCUUCUUUUCCAGGCAUCUUACGUUUUUAUUCGCAACUUUUGGGAGGACGGAUACAAUUUAUAUUCUCACAAAACUCCAAAAACACUUUGAUUAUCAAGAUGUAUUUCUCGCAGAUCCUCGUUCUGGGCGCUGCCUUUGCCAUGGCCAAUGCCAAGGUCAUGAUCACCAAUUCCGACUACAGCGGAAUUACCUUUGACCACCCAUUCACGGUCACCUGGCAGGGUGCGACUGGCAUGGUCAGCUUGCUUCUCAAGAAUGGCGUGCCAUCCAACCAACUCUUGGUCGACACCAUUGCUGAUGGACUUUCCGGCAAUUCAUUCACCUGGUAUCCCGAGGGAAAUCUCGAAGAGGGAAUCUAUAACCUGGAGAUCAAGGAUUCCAGCGGUGGCGUCAACUACAGCCCACAGUUCCGCAUUGACCAUGGCAUCGACUACGAUGAUGGUGAGGGUGACGAUGCCCAGCACCACAGUGUGGCCCCAGGACAUUUCCUCCACAAUGCCACUGAGUCUGUUGCCACCGCGACCACCGAGAAUGUUAGCGCGGCCACUGAGCAUGCUGGCGCGUCGUCCACCUUGGUUCCGGUGCACAAUGCCACGGUGACCUCUUCCAUCGGCGUGAACAACCACACCGGCGGCACACCGACCAACACAAGCAUCUCUCCACCAACGUCGAGCGUUCUCACGGCCAAGGCAGCCCGCCAUGUGUCGCCGUUCAAUGGGCUCGUGUUCAGCCUUCUCGGUGCACUUGCACUGGGCAUUGCCAACUGAUAGGACCAUCUGCUCUCAUCACUCUGCAUCGUCGUCUCUUAUUUCAGGCGUGGGCGCGGACGUUUUCACGGAUGGAGAUUGUAUAGGAUCAGGUUUGGCGGAGGCUUAUAUUUGUAUAGUUUCCGUUGCUGGUGUCAUACUAUGAGGUGAUGAAGGUGGAAGGGGUUAUUGUUUUUAUUGUCUGUGAAGGUUUUAGCCCUUUACAUUAUUCUUUGUUUUUACUGUACCAGCAGAGAUAUGGGCGAGGGGGGAUGAUUAAUCGGAGAGGAAUAGGGAUAGGGAGUGAGGAAUGAGAG
This is a messenger RNA of Pseudogymnoascus verrucosus, 1173 nucleotides long. RefSeq lists its product as uncharacterized. Lineage: Eukaryota; Fungi; Ascomycota; Leotiomycetes; Thelebolales; Thelebolaceae. The transcript has 4 exons. The coding region runs from base 209 to 877 and encodes 222 amino acids. The record is from RefSeq and is a predicted model, not a curated record.